AUGAGUUCUUGCACAUUUGACUUCAUGGUUGAAGAAUUAGGAUGUACAGUUCCUGAAUCAGAUGAUUCUACAAUUAAAGGUUCUUCACCAAACAGUACAUAUUAUGUUUCAAAUAAGUUGCAAAAGAUCUGUAAACAGGGCUAUGAUUUGCAACCAGGAUAUCCUUAUGACUUUGCGCGUGUUAAAUGUGUAGAAAUAAUACCUGGAUAUCCAGAGUGGAAAGAUUGGUACAGUCGGAAUUGUUCAAAAAAUGAAAUACCUAAAAUCUGUGGGAGAGAAGUAAAACUUGAUGGAAAAGAAACAAACGCUGUCUACUUCACCUAUAACCCUGUGGCAUGGAAAGGCUUGAUUGAACAGAAUAUAACUUCUUGCAAGUUUGGGGCUCUUUUGGAUGUUAAAAACCCAUCAAUGUAUGAUCUGGAAAUAACAUUCCAUACAGACACAUCUUCACAUCUUACUGCGGACAAAUGUUUCUUUGAAAUCUUAUUAUUUGCUGGUAAUUCUACACUUAGUACUCCAAUAAAGAAGUUUGAUUGCACCAUUAAGGGAUCUGUAAAAAUAAAAUGGCCAACACUUUAUUUUACAUUAGUGUUCCGAGUUUUUGACAGUUUCAAGUCCCAACAACAUACAGAUUUGACUGGGAAUGGAACAAUACUUUUCACAAUGACAGAAUGUUCUAACUGUGCUCUUUCGGAUUUAACAGGACUUAAUCUUAUAGAAUCACAAAUACCAAUUUUCAAAUUUUACCCUUUCCGUCCGUGUAGAAUGGAUGGUUGUUUGGAAGACUCACUUCAAAUGUUUAAACUAAAGGGUGCACCGAACACCUGGGACGAACUAUCUGAAUUAAAAGGACAAAAAGCAUGCACUGCUAACAUAGAAGUUCAAAGUAAUACUAAGACGAUAUGUUUCAAACAAGUUUAUCAGAAGAGAAAUUACGAUUGUAGACAAUAUGUUGACAUGUACCUGAACAUAUUUAUACAUUUGGAUUCUUUUUUCACUUUGGUUAUUAAAUGUGAUGACCUUCAGGGUUGGUGGUGUUUACCCCAGGAUUUACCAAAAUUUGAAAAUCUGACGAUAACAUGGGAUGUAGGACGUCUCUUUGAUGUGGAAACAGAUGAGUUUUGGGUACUUUCUGCAUCCACAGGCAAUAAUAACCAAGCAUGCUCACAGCCUAUUAUUUACACAACACCAACACCAGGUAAUUUAUCAUAG
Mytilus trossulus (common blue mussel) is the source of this 1212-nucleotide messenger RNA. RefSeq lists its product as uncharacterized. The transcript has 6 exons. Bases 1 to 1212 code for a protein of 403 amino acids. The record is from RefSeq and is a predicted model, not a curated record. NCBI's taxonomy places the organism in Eukaryota, Metazoa, Mollusca, Bivalvia, Mytilida, Mytilidae.